Molecule: messenger RNA, 1993 nt
Organism: Populus euphratica (Euphrates poplar)
Lineage: Eukaryota; Viridiplantae; Streptophyta; Magnoliopsida; Malpighiales; Salicaceae
Product: putative pentatricopeptide repeat-containing protein At1g12700, mitochondrial
Exons: 1
Coding region: 295-1707 (470 amino acids)
Molecular function (GO): protein binding
Source: RefSeq, a predicted model, not a curated record
AUGGGUAUGAUUCUUCUUCUAUCUCCAACCACUCCAUCACUGUUGUCUAGCAACCACUUCAACUCCAUUUCUUCUUCUACCUGUAGCAUUAGCAGCAGCGGUAGCCGUAACCGUAGAGAUAAACGCAAACACGAUGAUGCUUGUUCUUUUAGAAACAUUGAUGAUGCCCUUGCUUCUUUCGAUCACAUGCUUCAUAGGAAACCCCUGCCUUGUAUUAUCCAAUUCACUAAAUUAUUGUCUGCAAUUGUCAAAAUGGGACAGUAAUACGAUACCGUGAUUUCUCUUACCAAACAAAUGGAAUUAGCUGGGCUCUCUCCUAAUAUUUAUACUCUUUCUAUCUUGAUCAAUUGCUUCUCCCACUUGCAACGUGUUGAUCUUGCCUUCUCUGUCUUAGCCAAAAUCAUUAAACUUGGUCUUCAACCCACUAUCGUCACAUUUACCACCUUAAUCAAUUGGCUCUGUAAAGUGGGUAAAUUUGCCCAAGCCAUGGAAUUAUUUGAUGACAUGGUGUCAAGAGGGUGUCGACCUGAUGUCUACACUUAUACUACGAUUAUCAAUGGCUUAUGUAAGAUCGGGGAAACUGCUGCGGCUGCUGGAUUGCUUAAGAAAAUGGAAGAGGCAGGCUGCCAGCCGAAUGUGGUUACAUACAGUACAAUCAUUGAUAGUCAUCGCAAAGAUAGGCGGGUGAAUGACGCUUUAGAUAUCUUCUCUUAUAUGAAGGUUAAAGGCAUUUCCCCUGAUAUUAUCACUUACAACUCUUUGAUCCAGGGCUUAUGCAAUUUCAGCCAAUGGAAGGAGGCUUCGGCAUUGCUAAAUGAAAUGAGGAGUUUGAAUAUCAUGCCAGAUAUUGUCACCUUCAACGUGCUAGUUGAUACAAUUUGCAAAGAAGGCAAGGUUUCAGAGGCUCAAGGUGUGUUAAAAACAAUGACUGAAAUGGGUGUGGAGCCUGAUGUUGUUACGUACAGUUCAUUGAUGUAUGGAUAUUCCUUGCAGUCGGAAGUUGUUGAAGCUAGAAAGUUGUUUGAAGCCAUGAUAACCAAGGGUUGUAAACCUGAUGUGUUUAGUUAUAACAUCUUAAUUAAUGGAUAUUGUAAGGUGAAAAGGAUAGAUGAGGCCAAGCAGCUUUUUAAUGAAAUGAUUCAUCAAGGCUUAACUCCAAACAAUGUUAGUUACAACACUCUUAUUCAUGGCUUGUGCCAGUUAGGCAGUCUUAGGGAAGCACACAAUCUUUUCAAGAAUAUGCACACCAAUGGCAACCUCCCAAAUCUAUUUACCUACUCAAUAUUGCUUAAUGGUUUUUGCAAACAAGGGUAUUUUGGUAAGGCAUUCAGACUGUUUCGAGCAAUGGAAAGUACUUACUCGAAGCCUAAUCUGGUGAUGUAUAACAUCCUGAUUGACGCCAUGUGCAAAUCCGGGAACCUUGGAGAUGCAAGGAAACUGUUUUCAGAACUCUUUGUCAAAGGGUUGCAGCCUAAUGCUCAGAUAUACACUACAAUAAUAAAUGGACUUUGUAAAGAAGGAUUGUUAGAUGAAGCAUUGGAAGCUUUCCGAAAUAUGGAAGAGGAUGGCUGCCCUCCAGAUGAAAUUUCUUAUAAUGUUAUUAUUCGAGGUUUUCUCCAUCACAAGGAUGAAUCAAGGGCAGUGCAACUUAUUGGAGAAAUGAGAGACAAAGGUUUCAUUGCAGAUGUGGGGACCCCAGCUUGGUAGAAGAUCUGUUUUCUAAUGAAGACAAUCUUGUUCUGAAGAAGUAUCGAGGCUUACAUGAAGUUCGUCAAGGUUGAAAGGUGAUGUAAAUUUUUAUUUCUCUAUGCUGCAAAUUCAUGUGGAAAAUAGUAAGUAAUUUUUCCUCAAUGUGUAAGUUAGUUUUUACUUCAAUCAUGUCAACAUUUGAACAAUGACAUUAGUUACUUGCUACAACAUAAUUGGAAUUGCUAAACUAAAUGUUCAUCUUGAUGAAUGGUUGUGGUCGUACAUUGAAUCAGAUUUCUAUAUA